Aaosphaeria arxii CBS 175.79 is the source of this 863-nucleotide messenger RNA. Its product is annotated as transport protein-like protein sec22. Gene Ontology annotation, biological process: endoplasmic reticulum to Golgi vesicle-mediated transport; retrograde vesicle-mediated transport, Golgi to endoplasmic reticulum; vesicle fusion with Golgi apparatus. The record is from RefSeq and is a predicted model, not a curated record. NCBI's taxonomy places the organism in Eukaryota, Fungi, Ascomycota, Dothideomycetes, Pleosporales. Gene Ontology annotation, molecular function: SNAP receptor activity. The transcript has 5 exons. The coding region runs from base 90 to 737 and encodes 215 amino acids. Gene Ontology annotation, cellular component: endoplasmic reticulum membrane; SNARE complex; ER to Golgi transport vesicle membrane.
CUUUAAUACACCACAACGCCUCGAUCCCACUCCUCAUACCUCCGCCUAUUCCAAACUCACACUUGCGCCUUGUCACCUUCUACACAACCAUGAUUCGACAUACCCUGAUAGCGCGGAUCGACGGCCUAAUUCUGGUAACGUCGAGCGAUAAUGGAGAGGUAGAUGCUGCGCUCAACGAAGCCAAGGGAAAGCUCAAGCUCAUCCUUCGCCGUCUCAACGCCAAUGCAGAGCCCCAGGCCACCAUUGAGGAUGGUCCCUAUACCGCCCAUUAUAUAAUGAAGAACGACCUAUGCUUCUUCUGCAUAUGCGACAAAUCAUACCCUCGAAAGCUCGCAUUCACAUACCUCUCCGAUAUUUCCUCCGAGUUCACCAACACCUACAACUCUACACAAUACGGAGCAUCAUCAUGUCGGGCCUAUCAAUACAUGGAAUUUGACACAUUCAUCCAAAAGACCAAUAAGACCUACCAAGACACCCGCGCCACACAAAAUUUCGACAGAUUGAACGACGAACUCAAAGACGUCACAAAAGUAAUGACCAAGAACAUCGAGGACCUUUUAUAUCGCGGCGAUAGCCUUGAGCGCAUGGGCGAUAUGUCGAGCAGAUUGAGGGAAGACAGCAGGAAAUACAAGAAAGCAGCCGUGCGGAUCAACUGGGAACUGCUUCUGAAGCAGUACGGUCCCUUUGGUGCUCUUGCGUUCAUAAUAAUUGUGUUUAUCUGGUGGCGAUUCUUCUGAGUGGCACCUUGUAUCUUGAGUUUAUAUCAUGCUGAGGGUAAGCGCCCCUACGGCCUAGAGCCAAGUGUAAUGUGAUUUAGGAAAUAUGUAGUAUACCCCAACUAAAGAUGUAAUCAAGUUCACUUA